AUGAACCCACCGAAGUCAAGGGUGUCAGAACUCGAAGAGGCAAAAUCAGCUCCCCUUGAUCGAUAUGGGGACCUUGCACAUCAGCAGAAACUGACACGGAAGGUGUUGUGGAAGCUGGAUAUACAUAUCCUACCUAUACUAGCACUGCUUUUUCUCAUGUCAUUUUUGGAUAGGACAAAUGUUGGCAACGCGAAGAUUAUCGGGUUAGAAAAGGACCUUUCUAUCACAGAUCAUCAGUAUGAUAUCGGCCUGGCUGUGUUCUAUCUCACCUACAUUUGCAGCGAACUACCGAGUAACCUGGUGCUCAAGAAGGCAUCGCCGAAGAUUUGGCUGCCAUUCUUAACGGCCAUUUGGGGCAUCAUUACCAUGUGUUUAGGAUUUGUACAGAAUUUCGCUGGUUUUGUUGCCGUCCGAGCUCUGUUGGGUAUUGCGGAGGGAGGUCUACUCCCUGGCAUGGUUUUAUAUCUAUCCUCCUUCUAUAGACGAAGCGAUUUGGCUCUGCGGAUUGGUUUGUUCUACACAGCCGCUUCUCUGUCGGGCGCAUUUGGAGGGCUUCUUGCUCGUGGGCUGGCCGAAAUCGGGCCUCGAGGGGGCAUAGAAGGUUGGCGCUGGAUUUUGAUUAUUGAGGGACUUUUGACAUUUGUGUGUGGAGUGUUCAGUUACUUCGUCCUUCCAAAUAGCUUGGAGUCUGCAUCUUUUUUGAGUGCACAAGAGAAGGAAUUCGGUGGGAAACGGUUGAGGCUUGAUAGCCCCGUAUCAUUAGAAAGGUCGACGCCUGAGGCAGAAUCAUUCAAAUGGUCCGAAGUGCGCCGAGGUGUGCUGGAUUUACAAGUGUGGCUCUCUGCCUCCGCAUAUUUUGCUAUUCUCUCUGGACUAUAUUCCUUUGGCUUGUUUCUACCGACAAUCAUCAAAAACCUUGGUUUCGCCAAAGAUGCCAACGAGGUUCAAUUGUGGUCUGUGAUACCGUAUGCUGUUGCAGCCGUACUUACAGUCGUUGUUGCGAUCAUCUCUGAUCGUCUCCGUCUCCGCGGCGUGGUUAUGCUCUUCACUCUCCCUGUCGCUAUCAUUGGAUAUGCAGCCAUCGCCAACAUUGACUCCCCUCGUGUCCAAUACGGUAUGACCUUUCUCAUGGCAACCGGGCAAUAUGCCAGUGUACCUUGCAUCCUGGUGUGGCUGUCGAACAACUCUGCGGGACAUUAUAAAAGAGCCACUACAUCGGCGAUGCAGUUGGCAAUCGCAAAUGCCGGAGGAUUUGUUGCGACUUUCAACUAUCCAUCUCGGGAUGGGCCCCUCUUCCAUCGUGGACAUACCAUUGUCCUUGGGUUGUUAGUGUUUGCAUGGUUUAUGAUCCUGCUUAAUGUGCUCUAUUGUGCAAAGAUCAAUCGAGAUAAAAGGAAGGAGUUUAUGAUGGUUCUAUGA
This is a messenger RNA of Penicillium griseofulvum, 1419 nucleotides long. RefSeq lists its product as uncharacterized. Gene Ontology annotation, molecular function: transmembrane transporter activity. Gene Ontology annotation, biological process: transmembrane transport. The transcript has 12 exons. The coding region runs from base 1 to 1419 and encodes 472 amino acids. The record is from RefSeq and is a predicted model, not a curated record. Gene Ontology annotation, cellular component: membrane. NCBI's taxonomy places the organism in Eukaryota, Fungi, Ascomycota, Eurotiomycetes, Eurotiales, Aspergillaceae.